This is a messenger RNA of Hevea brasiliensis (rubber tree), 855 nucleotides long. RefSeq lists its product as uncharacterized. The transcript is spliced from 2 exons. Lineage: Eukaryota; Viridiplantae; Streptophyta; Magnoliopsida; Malpighiales; Euphorbiaceae. The record is from RefSeq and is a predicted model, not a curated record. Bases 145 to 747 code for a protein of 200 amino acids.
AUAUAUAUAUGGCACUGGUAUAUGUCCAUACAAAAUGGGCAACAAGUUUCUGGCUAUAUAUACCAAGUAGCUCAGCAGAAAAUUUCCGAGCUAGCCUAUAGCAAUCUGCGCAAUCUCCUUCCGUUGCAAUAACAAGAAUCUGGUAUGGAGAGUGAAUUCAGGGGAACUACUAAUCAACCGCUGAUUGGACGCGACGACUCGUUGAAAAAACAAGAACUUGAAAAUAUUAAACAGGUUCGAUUAAGCGCACUGGAUGACCUUGUUAGCGUGAACUCCCUCUUCACAAUAGCCAUCUUCUUGGGCUUAUCCUUUGCAUCUCCCAACCAACAGAGCCUUGAUAAUCGACCCGAAUGUUCACCAGGCGUCAAGAUGGAAAAGAGGCUCGUUGUGUAUGAAGUUGUAUCAUUCGCUUGCUUCCUCUUUUCUAGCCUGGUAGCCAAAUCACUCAAGCUUUAUCUUAGUGUCCAUAGCACUGAAGAUGAUCUGAACAUUUUAAAUUAUCAUGUAAUAAAGCCAAGAAGAGGUUUUAUGAGCCUGUUAUCGGUGUUGGCAUCGGCAGUUGGGGUGGUGUUUUUGACGCUUUCAAUGGUUGAUGUUGUUCAGAUAAAAAUUGGGAAGAUGUCGUGUGGGAUUGGUGAGACUCAGGCAGCCGUAAUAUCACUGUGCACCAUUGUGGCUCUCGCUCUCAUCAUUUAUUUACCUUCAACUGUGAUGACUAUUAUAAGCAUAACGUUUGUUAGUAAGUAGAUUGGACAUUGUUCUAUGUUUGUUUAAGGUCGAAAUCCUAGCAGUAGCAGAGGGUUUCUUCACUCUUUAUAUUGAAUAAGAAAUAAGAAUGUUGUGUUCUGUUAUGUU